Molecule: messenger RNA, 1161 nt
Organism: Helianthus annuus (common sunflower)
Lineage: Eukaryota; Viridiplantae; Streptophyta; Magnoliopsida; Asterales; Asteraceae
Exons: 2
Coding region: 1-1161 (386 amino acids)
Source: RefSeq, a predicted model, not a curated record
AUGGAAAGCGAAUUUUCUGCUCUUUGUAAAAAUAAUAUAUGGACACUUGUUCCUCGUCCACCCAAUGUUAAUGUGGUUGGUUCCAAAUGGAUUUUUAGAACUAAAUUCAAAGCUGAUGGAUCUAUUGAGCGUUACAAAGCGAGAAUGGUAGCACAAGGUUUUACUCAAAUUCCGAGACUUGACUAUUCUCACACAUUUAGUCCUGUUGUUAAAGCUGCCACUGUGCGCACUGUUCUUGCCUUAGCCGUUAUAAACGGCUGGAAGCUCCAUCAAUUGGAUGUUAAAAUGCUUUCUUACAUGGGCAUCUUACAGAAAAUUCGAGCGGACCCAUCGUUGUUUAUCUUUAAGCGUGACUCUUGUGUUAUGUACCUUCUUGUCUAUGUUGACGAUCUCAUUAUAACAGGAAACCAACCAUCCAUCAUGACCUCUUUCAUUUCUUGUCUAAACAAAGAGUUCGCCAUAAAGGAUCUUGGGAAACUCAACUACUUUUUGGGAUUGGAGGUUACCUACACUCAACAUGGUCUUUUCCUAAAUCAAUCUAAAUAUACUUUGGAUAUUUUGAACCGUGCUAAGAUGUUGGAUGCUAAACCUGCACCAACACCUUUAAGCACCAAUGUGUCUUUUGUUUCUACAGGUACUUCAUUUCCGGAUGUUACACACUAUCGUUCCAUUGUAGGUGCUCUCCAGUAUUUGACGAUCACGAGACCUGACAUUGCAUAUGCGGUAAAUCAAGUUAGUCAGUUUCUUCAUGCUCCCACCAGUGCUCACUUUCAGGAAGUCAAAAGAAUACUGCGCUACCUUAAGGGAACCAUUGCUUUUGGAUUACACUGCAGUCGGCCCACUCACACUUCAUUACUUGGAUACUCCGAUGCUGAUUGGGCUCGCUGCCUGGACACUAGGCGAUCCACUUAUGGUUACUCUAUUUUCUUGGGAGGUAAUUUAAUUUCGUGGAGUGCUAAAAAGCAACCAACUGUUGCUCGGUCCAGUUGUGAAUCGGAAUACAGAGCCAUCGCGAAUACUGCUACUGAAAUUGUUUGGUUGACUCAUCUCUUCAAGAACUUCAUGCGUUACCUCCAGAACGUCCAACCCUCCUUUGUGACAAUCAAAGUGCCAUUUUUCUCACUCAAAACCCAGUCUCACACAAGCGGGCUAAACAUAUAG